Molecule: messenger RNA, 1834 nt
Organism: Lottia gigantea (owl limpet)
Lineage: Eukaryota; Metazoa; Mollusca; Gastropoda; Lottiidae
Exons: 1
Coding region: 162-1664 (500 amino acids)
Biological process (GO): hormone biosynthetic process; progesterone metabolic process
Molecular function (GO): heme binding; steroid 17-alpha-monooxygenase activity; iron ion binding
Source: RefSeq, a predicted model, not a curated record
UAAACUUGGCCGCUGUAAUAUCAAUCACAAAUUUUAACUGCGAUGGGCAUUGAAGAAAGGAUUAGUUUUUCAUUGGUGUGGGUUGAAAACACUGGAGAUAGACGUCGUUCUUAACGAUUAUUUCGCAGGGUGAAUAAGCCUAUAAUCAACCAACGGAAAAAAUGAAAGAAGAAAUAUUGGAAGUUGUGCAGCCAUACAUCUCUCCAGUAGGCUUUUUAUUAAUAUUUCUCGGAUUUACUGUGUGGUUUACUUCCAAAGGGAACAAGAAAUUUAACGUUCCAGGACCAAUCUCAUGGCCUGUCAUUGGAAAUCUCCAUCAACUUGGAAAGAAGCCGCAUGUUAAAUUAACAGAAUUUAGAAAAACAUAUGGUGAUGUGUACACUAUUAGAAUGGGCAGCCGACAAACUAUUGUUCUAAAUGGGUUACAAACGAUAAAAUCUGCUAUGAUAAAACAAGCAGAAGAUUUUGCAGGGAGACCUGACUUCUAUUCCUUCAAGUUUAUCGGCAAUGGUAAAAGCAUGGGUUUUGGUGAUUAUGGUCCAAGAUGGAAGAUGCAUCGAAGAUUAGCACAAAAUGCCCUAGCCACGUUCAUUAACAAAAAGGUGAACCCAAUCGAAGAUUCAAUAAGUCAAGAAGCUCAAAUAUUGGUAACUAAUCUACUUAACAGUAACCGACAACCAAUGGAUCCUCAUAAUGAAAUCUACCUUUCUGUUGGUAGUAUUAUUUGUGCUAUUUGUUUUGGAAAGAAGUAUAAAAGAGAUGAUCCCGAUUUUCUUCACCUUAUCAAAAUGAAUGACGAAUUUAUGGCGUUUGCUGGAGCUGGAAAUCCAGUAGACAUGAUGCCAUGGAUGAGACACUUUACUCGUAGGUCGUUUCAGACAUUUCUUGAAAUACUGGAAUCAAUGAAUAAGUUUUGUGAUUCGAAGAGGCAAGAGCAUCUGGAUACUUAUGAUUCAUCUGUAACUCGUGAUGUAACAGAUUGUUUGAUACGUGCUGUGGAAGAAACCCCCGAACAGGAUAAGAAAACGGUUGGUUUGACAGAUGAACAUAUCUUGACAACAGUACAGGAGUUGAUUGGUGCUGGUUUUGACACUAUAGCCAGCACAUUACAAUGGUGUGUUCUCUACAUGAUGACCAACGAAUCAGUACAAGAGAAAGUGUUUCAGGAAAUAAAGGAAAAAGUGGGACUACAACGUAUACCAGAACUAGAGGAUAUGGAAUCACUUCCUUUUACCGAGGCUUGUUUACUGGAAACUAUAAGAAUAUCUUGUAUAUUUCCAUUCGCUCUACCACACAGUACUACCAGAGAUACAAAGUUUCAGGGCUAUUUUAUUCCAGACAAGACAUUAGUUUUUGUCAAUAUGUGGUCUGUAAGUCAUGACGAAUCAGUUUUUCCACAACCACAUAAAUUUGACCCUGGUAGAUUCUUAAAUAUCAACGGUGAAAUUGACCGUACUAAAAUUGACAAUUUUUUACCUUUUGGUGCAGGAAGACGUAAAUGUCCAGGAGAACAGCUGGCGAAGAUGGAAAUGUUCAUGUUUUUCGCCACCUUAAUGCAGCAAUGUAAAUUCUCGUGUGUUCCAGGGGAGAAAGUUGUUGUUGAUAGUAAAUAUGGCUUGACUCUGAAACCUAUCAAUUUUCAUUCAAUAGUUACGAAGCGAUAGAAAUCUGUUUGAACCAUUUCCAAACGUUCUAGCCAGAUUGCGAUGAAUGUCAAGCAUGAAAACCUAAAUGCAUAAAAACAUAAAAUAAAAUAGUUUCAAAUGUUGAAGUGUUUUUUUUUUUGUUUUUUUUGUUCGCAUUUUGUCUUUCAUUAAACAUUUUAAUCAUAUCU